UCGGACUCACAUCUGAUUUGGCCGUUUUCAACAGCAAUUCGAAGGUAGGAUGUGUUGUUUCGAGCCUCCAAGAUCCUCGGUAUCCUUGUAGGCGUGCCAGAAACGCCAAGUUCCCCUGUCCCUCAAGCGGCCAUUACUGCUUACGUUGCCCACCAUCGGAAGCUUUUGGGGGCGUCUCGAACUCGUGUUUCGAUGUCUCACAAAUCAGUAUAUUAAUCGCAUGCGAAAGAUUGUAGCCGUUCUUCAUUCAAACCCCUUCGCCAUGGCUCUCCGCUCAGCCCCGCUCGCACGCUUGGUCAUGAACCCACUUCUGCUUCCUUUCCUAGCCAUCCCCUCCUACUUGUGCUACAAGUUGCUCUUCUUCGUCUUGAGAAAUGCCAGAAAUGCCAGAAAAGCACGCCAGCUGGGCUGCAAGCCAGCACCCACUUUCCCAUCGCCCGAUCCUUUGGGUAUCAUUCCCGUGGCGAACCUCUUCAAGGCGAAUUCUACCGGCUACCUGCCGCAACACGUCCUUGAGCGGUUCGACACCGUUUCGCGGCAAGAAGGACGGCCUGUCCACACGUUCGUCGCACAGCUGCUUCGUUUGCCGCUCUAUGUCACGCGAGAUCCGAAGAACAUCCAGGCUAUUUUAGCCACUCAGUUCAAAGACUUUGAGUUGGGUCCCAUUCGACAUGGCACCUUUUCGCCGCUGCUCGGCGCCGGCAUCUUUUCUGCCGAUGGGCGGCAGUGGGAGCAUUCGCGUGCGCUGCUUCGCCCGCAAUUCGCUCGUAAUCAGGUCAGCGACCUGGAACUUGAGGAGGUCCACAUGCAGCACAUGUUCAAGGCUAUGCCAGUAGGCAGCGACGGCUGGACCGACGUAAUUGACUUGAUCCCGUUGUUUUUCCGACUCACCGUUGACUCCGCCACGGAGUUUCUGUUCGGAGAGAGCGUAGGCACGCAACUUGCCGCACUGCCCGGCGCUGACCAGACUGAGUGGCAGAAGCAUGCCGCUUUCGUGACUGCAUUCGAGCAAAGCCAAGACUGUAUAGCGCGCGCCUUCCGUUUGAACGACUUUUAUUCGCUGUAUCUGACCAAGCAAUACCGCGAUUACUGCAAGACGGUCCACGAGUACAUCGAUCGCUUUGUGCAGAAAGCGCUCGCGCAUGACUCGGAGAAGAAGCUAGAGAGCGGCGAGAAGGAGAAGUACAUCUUCCUCGAGCAACUCGCUCAGGCGACCAAGGACCCGAUAGAGAUACGAGAUCAGCUGCUGUCGAUCCUUGUCGCAGGUCGCGAUACCACAGCCGGAUUACUGUCCUUCUUGUUCCGGGUUCUGUCCAAGGAACCUGCCAAGUUCAACAAGCUGCGCGACACGAUUCUGAAUGACUUUGGUACUGACGAGAGCAAGCUCAGCUUCUCCAGCUUGAAAUCCUGUCAAUACUUGCAAUGGUGUCUCAACGAGACCCUGAGGCUGUAUCCUUCAGUGCCGCUGAACAGUAGGCGCAGCGUCGUUGACACUACCCUACCUCGAGGCGGCGGUCCGGAUGGCAUGUCACCACUAUUUGUCCCCAAGGGCACAGAGGUGAACUACUCAGUCUUCGCGACGAUGCGCACGCCUGAAUUCUGGGGACCCGACGCGGACGAGUUUAAGCCUGAACGGUGGGAGAACAAGAAGCCUGGGUUCGAGUACUUGCCGUUCAACGGAGGUCCAAGAAUCUGCCUUGGACAGCAGUUUGCGCUUACGGAGGCCGGCUACGUGACCGUACGGAUGCUGCAGAAGUUCGAUAAACUUGACGGUUCCGCGCACGGCGACGAACCCAUCCCUUGGUUCUUGACAUUGACGGGGAGACCAAUGGACGGUGUUAAACUGAGGCUGCACGCCGCAGCGGAAUGAAGUGGUGACGCCGCUGCACUUCCAUUGAGAGAGUUUCCCGCGAGCAUCGGACCUCUGUAGCGUCGUCUGCUCCCGGGAUUUGUACGCUCGAAACAUGCACGACUCUGAACAUGAAACGAAACAUACAUAUUGUACAGAUCCUUACUCAGUCUGAAUUUGACGAUUGAUGGCGUGUCCUUUCCACCGUUUUGGCCAAUUUGAUCUGAAUAAAGAAGUCUAUGGGUUGCUUCCAUCUCACCUAGCAAUGAUUUAAUUUGCACAAGACGCUUCUUGCACAAUCCUUUUGUGACAUUUUAGAAAAAUAUUUAGGAUGCUCCUUGCCUCGACUUAAGCGAGUGGUCAUGGAUAGCCAUGGCGCUUGUUCCGUGUCUCAAGACAUUGCUCAAAACGCGGAUCUGUUGGGGGCGACGUCUUCUUACGUGGACGAUUUCUGUUCAAGAUCCGCUUGGCACUGGCUAAUCUUGUAGAAUGAAAAACAAAUGUCACAUUUUCCC
Verruconis gallopava is the source of this 2364-nucleotide messenger RNA. RefSeq lists its product as uncharacterized. The transcript has 3 exons. Lineage: Eukaryota; Fungi; Ascomycota; Dothideomycetes; Venturiales; Sympoventuriaceae. Bases 221 to 1870 code for a protein of 549 amino acids. Gene Ontology annotation, molecular function: oxidoreductase activity, acting on paired donors, with incorporation or reduction of molecular oxygen, reduced flavin or flavoprotein as one donor, and incorporation of one atom of oxygen; iron ion binding; heme binding. The record is from RefSeq and is a predicted model, not a curated record.